UAUUAUUUAUUCACAUUUUUUUUCAAUCCAUAAACGGUUGUUCAGAAAUGUUUCGUUAAUUAGACAAAAUAUUUUGAUCACAAUUUUUUUCUACACUUGGGCGUUAAUAAAAAGUGUUAUCCAGGACUUGACCGUAGUAUUAUCGGAUCUCCUGUAUCUCUGAAGAACAAUGUAGCUUCUCACGGUUCCCUGGUCACGCUCAUCCACCUCCAUCAUUGAGCACCGCAAUUGUGUUAUAAAUUCACAUACGAAUUGAAUAUUCGAAUUGUUUGAGUUGAGGUAAAAAAAGGUGAUUACCAGAGUCUGAGGCCACAGUGUAUGCAACUGGAGUUAUGGCACACACUCGUGUUCAGUCUCGUUAUCGACCAGCUUCGUGAAAUAAUCGUUUGUCCCUGGAAUUCCUCAUCUCUCACGACAAAAAAUAAGAGCAUAAAACAGCUAUAAACCAAAAUCGUCAAUACUCACAGAUGUUUUAUGCAUUAAAAUCAAGCAAUCUUAUGUUAUCCUCUUCAUUAUCGGAUAAAUAAACAGAGACAGCCAAUAUGGCACAAUUUGCAUCGAGCCGGCAAGAGUUUAUGACUAGUGAACCUGGAUUGAAUGGUAUUGAGUAUCAAAGAGGCGGCGGUUAUUUCUUGUCUCAUAAGAAAAUCGCUAUCUUUAUUACUGUGAUUUUUCUAUCUCUGGUGGCUGUUGGAUUUAUUGGCGCCUAUGCGGGGGCUAUUCCUCAGAAGAAGGUGUUCGAUGCAACAGCAUUGAUCGCGGAAGACGAAGGCUCGGAGCCGGCGGAUGCUGAUAAAUAUUCCCUGUCAUCCGAAAUAUUUCCCCUUCGAUAUCAUAUCGAUUUGACGCCAAUUCCCACCGACAAUGGUGUCUCGGUGGUGGGUCACGUCAUUGUGCAGUUUCAUUACAAUGGUUCAGCUAGUUUAGAUCAAAUUGUUCUGAGUGCCAAGAGCAUGAGCAUUACCAGAAUGAGAUUAGUAGCUGAUAAUACUGAAAAUGAGGAUAAAGAGAAGAGGAAAAAGAGAGAGGAUAACGUGAAAUUUCCUGAAUCUGAGUUCCUCGGAAAUGGAACAAAAAUAACUGAUAUUGACAUCAGUAAAAAUGAAAUGGAUAACGAGCACGGAAUCUUAAGAACUCAUCUACCAAGAGGGAUAAAGAAGGGAGUUUAUGCCCUGGAAAUAGAUUACAAAGCUCUGGUCGAUAAUCGUACCCUCCGCGUAGCAAAUUUCAGCGAUGAAAGUAGCGACAGAUGGCUGAUGGCGAGUCGAUUAAAACCUGUCAAUGCACGUCGACUCUUUCCGUUGUUCGAUGAUGUGAGAUUGAAAGCUAAAUUCGUACUGUCCGUUGCACACGCCGAGGAUAUUGCUGUCUUGUCAAAUACUCCAGUGAAGUACAGAACUACUUCAUCAGCCGGUCUCGUGAUUGAUACAUUCGAGGAGACUCCCUUAAUAUCCCCCCACAACCUGGUGCUAGUUCAGGGGCAGUUGGUGCCGCUAGCCAAUAUCACAAUGUCCGACAAUACGAGGGUGAUAACAUUCUGGGGUGAGACGAAUGUCAACCUAGAUCCAAGCUACUUGAAGGAAAUGAUUCUACCAGUUCUGAACAGCUUCAUGGAGCUGUUCGAUUUUGAUUAUCAUAUGCCAAAGCUUGAUAUCGUGUGUGUUCCGUUUAUGGAGAAUUACGGAAGUCCCGGAUUAAUAACAAUCAUAGAACCACUUUUCAAUGCGACGAGUGUGUCACCAGGAAUAACGAGAUAUGAAACCCUCCAAACAUUGAUUCGUCUAGUUGGUCAACAAUGGCUAGGUGGAUUAGUGAAUUCCCAGAAUUGGACUGAUGUCUGGAUCCUCGAGAGCUCUCUCACCGAUCUCCAACACUCGUUAAUUCCCAAAUUAGAUCCAACAUUUAAUCACUCCACGUUCAUCCUGGAUGUUCAAUUGGAUGCGUUUGAAGCCGAUGGUUACACUGUAUCGCAGUCAUUGCAGUCCAAGGUCAAUCCAACAUACUUGGAGGCAUUUCAUCCGGAUGAAUUGUAUGACAGAGGUGCAUGUCUGUUACGCAUGUUGCAUGGAGCUUUAAGGAGAAACGAGUCGUGGAUUGGAUACAGGAAAUUCGUUCACAGGUGGGCAAAUGGAAAUGGAGAUGUUGCUUCAUUUCUGGAAGCAAUGACUGAAGAUUCUGAGAAUAUUCCACAGGGAAUUAAUGUCAUCGCUGCGAUGAAUUCAUGGAUCAGUAAUCACGGAUAUCCAGUUUUGAAUGUUCAAAGGGACUACAGUACUGGUUCUGCCAAGGUUCACCAGGAGCGCUUCAGCUUCGAUAAUUUAACAGCCGAAGCGGAAAUUCCGUGGUACUUACCACUCUCUUGGAUCACAGAAAACGAUAACUGGUCGUCACCCUCAUUCACGUGGCUGGAAUCGGCGGAAAUAAAAAUCGAUAAAGUCGGUAAUCCCGAUGAAAAAUCGUGGGUGAUAUUUAACGUUAAUUCCACGGGAUACUACAGAAUUAAUUACGAUCCCGAUAACUGGCAAUUGAUUGCACGCGCAUUAGAAGAGAAUCCCACCGAAUUUCCUUCACCGGUGAAAGCCUCUCUGAUAGACGAUGUACUGAGCUUGGCUUUCGUUGGCUCUACAUCUUACGAUACGGCUUUCAGUCUGAUCAAUUACAUGAGAAAUGAGAGCCAACCCGAGCCUUGGACGGCACUCAUGCGUCACGCCAUGAAACUUAAUCUUGUGUUGUAUGAUACAGCGAUAUAUCCGAAAUAUCAGGAAUACAUGAAAGAAUUGACAUCGAAUUUUUACGAAAAGGUUGGCCUAGACAUAAAUCACGGCAGACGUCUGACACUAGUAGCACACCAAUUAGGAUCAACCUUUGGUAUACCAGAGUAUCUGACGUGGGCAAAGGAAAGUGCCGAAGGCCUGAAAAGCUCACUAGAAUGGGAAUCUCGUCAUCUAAUACCCUCGUAUUUACGCGAGACUCUACUCUGCACCCUGGCGGAUGAGCUUGGAUGGCAGUGGUGGCAGCAGAAAUUAGGAAACAUCACGAAGCGCGACGAUGACAGAAAUUCAUUCCUAUCGUCUCUGGCCUGUUUCCAAGUGCCCUGGAUGUUGCAGGCGGUAUUGAAUGAAAUUGUUAAGGGUGAGGUCUUCGAAGAGGCUGAGACGCUCGUUAUUUUGAGAGCAUUCGACAAGCAUCCCGUUGCUGCUGGUGUAGCCUUUCAAUUUGUACAGAAAAAUUGGGUGGAUAUUGUUAAAAAAUUUCACAAGUCAUAUCCAAUACUCAGGGCUUUUAUAGGGUCAGUAGGUAGUGGCUUCACGAGUGAAAAGGAUCUGUCUGACUUUGUGGAAUUUCGAGAGGAUAACUACGAGAGUCUGAAACCUGUGGGAUACAUCACAGCGUUUGUGGAGGCCAAAGGAAAUUCCUGGGUAUCCUUCCUUAACACAUCCUUUGUGAACUUCGAGAAGACGAUGGAAAGAAUGCAAUAGUUAUCUGCCUUAUGCAACAAUCUCAGUACUUAUUAAUUUACUUUUAACUCGGUAUGUAACAAGUGCGGAAACCUAAGAACAAUUGUGAUGUCUGUAAUAUUAAAAUCAUGAAUAAAAUUGCGACUCAUUCCAUUAUUCUGUCACAACGAA
Fopius arisanus is the source of this 3629-nucleotide messenger RNA. RefSeq names its product aminopeptidase N. Gene Ontology annotation, cellular component: cytoplasm. NCBI's taxonomy places the organism in Eukaryota, Metazoa, Arthropoda, Insecta, Hymenoptera, Braconidae. Gene Ontology annotation, molecular function: metalloaminopeptidase activity; peptide binding; zinc ion binding. Gene Ontology annotation, biological process: peptide catabolic process; proteolysis. The record is from RefSeq and is a predicted model, not a curated record. The coding region runs from base 543 to 3479 and encodes 978 amino acids. The transcript has 17 exons.